Ostertagia ostertagi is the source of this 807-nucleotide messenger RNA. The record is from the annotation of a GenBank genome assembly. Lineage: Eukaryota; Metazoa; Nematoda; Chromadorea; Rhabditida; Trichostrongylidae.
AUGGCUGCGAGCUCUGCACCCAUUAGGCUUCGCUCGCAAAAAGGGCUCCUCACCCGCUAUUGUAACAAUUUGGAUGAAAUAAUUGCUAGGUGCGAGGGGGAAAACACCUUGAAGAUGCUUUCUUCAAGUUCCAGUAGUGACGAUUUUGAGCGCAUAGCAUCAGUUGUGUAUGAGCUUAAAGCUAGAACACAAUUACUUAGCAACCAUCUAGCGACAUUUGCGAGUACAAUCGACUCGCUAGAAAAUUCACAUAUCGCUAUUGAUGGCGCUGAUCGAUUGGCUAUCGAACUUGAAGCGAAACACAUGAGUGUACGGGAGAAAUUUAAUUACAGGGAGUACCUGGUGAAGCGUUAUCCAGUCAUAGAGGAAAACUAUGUGCUGGCUAUUGACUUUAUGAAGAAAAAAGUACGCAACAAAACGGAGCUUGUGAGAGUGCUGCAAAAACGCUUAGAUAAUGCGAGGUCAGAAAAACCUUCGACGCAAGCGCAAAAAAAGCUGCCGGAAUACAUAAUUCCACUGAUGAUGCAGCUACACAAAGUGGAAGUGAACCUAGAUGGUUCAUGCAAUGCUCAAAAAUUACUACCCAAGUUUGCAUCGAGAAUUCAACGCAAGGUCCUUGAGGACUUCGUGACGCUAGACAUGCCGGAAAAUGCAUGGAUGGUGCAAAGCAUUGUUGAUGCCUUAGACGCUCACAUAGCGACGGAAGAGCGCGUCAGCAGCAUGAACUGCAUGUUCUGUGGGUCGCCGGAACAUAGAACCGCAAGUUGUUCACGUUACUGCACUAUCACAGAAAGGCGGAAUUUUUGA